CAUGGUCUAGCCCCGCCGGUGACGUCAAGGAGUAGCGGUGUGCAAUCACGCAGCGCAUGAAAAACAAAGACGGUGAAAAUAUUUGUUCUGCAUAAAGAAGGGAGAAAAGAAAAGUAUGUCUGCGCACGCCUAAGAACGAAGAAGAUAGCGCGAGACAAGAGAGCGCAAAGGAGGGAGAAAAGAGGCGUGCAGUAGGCAGUAAGAUAGGACGUAGAACGGCUGCUGCCGUUGUGUUUGGGCUCGGCUCGGUUGUGCCGCUUCCGUUAUGAUACGAUUCAGCGCUUGGCGCUGUGACCGGGCAAUAAGUUGUUUGUGAUUAUGCGUAAUUGAUACUUUGUACAAGUUUAAAAGAAACGCGAUGGAGGUGUACAUCGUUUUCUCGUUUGACUGGUAACUUGCUUCUACUUCGAUCGUUACAGUUCUUGUACGCCAUGUGCUAUUGCCACGCGUGUGUUUCUUUUCCUACUGGAUUAAUCUUCGUUACAUUUUCGUAAAAAUAUUGCUAAACCGAUUUAACAAGGAUUACCAUUCGUGAUCUUAGUGAUUCGUGUAAAUGUAGUGUAGGAAGAUACUUUCCUUUUUUCUACCCUUGAAUUUUUGGCCGGCUUGCAUUCAGAAUCAUUAUAAGAACAGCAACGAGAGACAUAGAAAAAAGGAUAGACGGUGGAUUCGGCGAGCUCGAGUACGAGAGAUAACGCGAGGAGCGCAAGUGGUGUAUCAAGAUGGCGCAUAAUUUGGCACCGAGCGUCAACUGUUCGCUCGACGACAUUGAUCUAAACGCAUUGAAGGAACCUGCUGGUAUCUUCGAAUUGAUUGAAGUGGUAGGCAAUGGAACUUAUGGUCAAGUUUAUAAAGGCCGACACACCAAAACUGGUCAGUUGGCAGCCAUCAAGGUUAUGGAUGUUACCGAAGACGAGGAAGAAGAAAUCAAAUUAGAAAUAAAUGUAUUAAAACGGUAUUCAAAUCAUCGAAACAUAGCAACAUAUUACGGUGCCUUCGUAAAGAAGUCGUCACCUGGCAAAGAUGAUCAGUUAUGGUUGGUUAUGGAAUAUUGCGGAGCUGGCUCCGUCACAGAUCUUGUGAAAUCUACAAAGGGCCAGAGUUUGAAAGAAGAAUGGAUUGCCUAUAUAUCUCGGGAGAUUUUAAGAGGACUUAGUUAUCUUCACAGCAAUAAAGUUAUUCACAGGGACAUCAAAGGGCAAAAUGUUCUGUUGACUGACAAUGCUGAAGUCAAGCUAGUUGAUUUCGGCGUCAGUGCACAGCUAGACAGAACAAUAGGUAGAAGAAACACGUUCAUCGGAACACCAUAUUGGAUGGCACCUGAAGUAAUAGCCUGCGAUGAGAAUCCAGAUGCUACAUACGACAAUCGAAGUGAUCUUUGGUCACUCGGAAUUACAGCUUUAGAAAUGGCUGAAUCACAACCUCCGCUCUGUGACCUCCAUCCAAUGCGAGCAUUGUUUCUAAUACCACGUAACCCUCCACCAAGACUGAAAUCGAAGAAGUGGUCGAAAAAAUUUCAUGGUUUUAUCGAAACGGUGUUAGUAAAAGAUUAUCAUCAGCGGCCAUAUACGGAACAGCUUCUUAAACAUCCUUUUAUUCGGGACCAACCGACUGAAAGACAAGUCAGGAUACAACUCAAAGACCAUAUCGACCGUUGCAAAAAACGUAAACAGGAAAAAGAAAGAGACGAUUAUCGAUAUAGUGGUAGUGAAAAUGAAGAAGACGAACCAGCACUGGCUGGUGAACCAUCAUCUAUUGUUCAAGCCCCCGGUGGUGAUACAUUGCGCAGAAAUUUCCAGCAAAUUCAAGAGGGUAGAACUUUGACACAAGAAGUAGCUCCUCAACCAUCUGCAGCUAAAGACAAACCGAGUAGCAGAUCUCAGAGAGAUAUACCAGAGCCAGGACCACCUGCAAGACCUGCUAUUCCUCAUAGACUAAUUGUAGUUCCAGACCCGCAGCCACCAUCUCGGCCAUUGCCACCGACACCUCGAGACGACCCACGACAACCACACAAAGUAUCAACACCACCUUCUAAUCAUCAACCGCCUGCCACUGGAAGUGGUAGUGGAAACUCAAGUGGUCAAUCCGCAUCUCAGCGAAAUAGUCAUGUGUUUAAACCUAUGCUGCCGCCAAGGAGGCCGGAGGACUUGGACAUGCUGGCCGCUCAACUCAACGAGCUUGGUGUGUCACAGGGCCCAGAGGCCCCGCCUAGGCCGAACAGACAGCAUAAGGGCCCUGCUGCAUCAUCUACAUCCAAUUCCGUUCAACCUACAAGCAGCAAUGAUCAGAACAACAAACAGAUGCCACAGUCUUCCAGUAUUCUCGAUCAAGCUUUAUCAGUAGAAAGUGACAGCGAUGACGACCUCGAAGAUGCAGGAGGAAAUAAUGCAAGAAAUGAUGGUACCCUACUUGCGAGCGAUCCACCGAAACCUUUACCCGAAUUUUCUCCUUUCAGACCGUCUACAGAUUCAUCGUCGAUGUCUUCGCAUAAUGCCCAGAACUCUCAUCAUCAAGGUAAGCCUAAAGGCGGUGCACCCAACAGACCACUUCCACCAACUCCCGACGAGGAAGAAUCAGACCGUACCCUAGUCAUGAAACGGAAGUCGGACUCCUCAAGGUCGAGUAUAUUCGCAAGCGGUAAUCGACGCGGAAGCGAAAUAAGUGUCGCCGGUAUUGCUGGUAGAAAGGGCAAUGCUGUCAAUACCGGUGAACCAGUCCUUACAGACUUUUCUUUCGAUCGUGAUGGUCUUCAGAGGCCUAGAAGAGAAAAGACAGAGAGCGAGAUCGUUUUUGGUAAUAGACACGAGAGCAGAAGGUUCGACUUUGGACGUGAUAAAGACGACACUACGAGGAGACGCAGUUGUAGGCCAUCAGACGCGGUUUCUACCGCGGUUGACGAAGCGGGAACUAUAAAAUCUACGGCCAGUACAACGGCUAGCGAGUACAGCCCCAUUGUCACUCAGAAUCGGGAAGGUGGCGACCGGCCGAGAGGCGGUGGAGGUGGGAGUGAUUUUCAGAGAUCGGAUUCAUCCCCUGGUUCGAGGCCCAGCUCCGUCCUUCCGGAUCUACUCACGUCGUCACCGAGUCAACGGCAGGACAAGUCCACCAGUGAGGAGUAUCGGCAAGCGGUUAAAUCACCACCUCCGUUUGCGCUCCAACAGAAGCAAAGAUCAUUCCUGACAUUUGGAUUCGGUGCUGGACCGGCCAGGAGGGAAUCUCACGUAAACGUUAACGUGACACCAACCAGCCAUGACCUUGCAUCUGAUACACCUGAAAUUCGCAAAUAUAAGAAACGCUUCAACAGUGAAAUACUGUGUGCUGCGCUGUGGGGAGUAAAUUUAUUAAUCGGCACCGAGAAUGGCCUUAUGCUACUAGAUCGAAGUGGUCAAGGUAAAGUGUAUCAGUUGAUAAGCAGAAGACGAUUUCAACAAAUGGAAGUUCUCGAAGGUCAAAACAUUUUGGUUACAAUUAGCGGAAAGAAGAAUCGAGUGCGGGUAUAUUAUCUUUCGUGGCUUAAGAGUAAGAUAUUACGAACCGACGGACACAGCGACCAAGUGGAACGACGCAAUGGUUGGAUCAACGUUGGCGACCUUCAAGGAGCAGUUCAUUUUAAAAUAGUUAAAUACGAGAGAAUCAAAUUUCUUGUUAUCGCGCUGAAGGAUUCCAUAGAAAUUUAUGCUUGGGCGCCGAAACCUUAUCAUAAAUUUAUGGCAUUUAAGUCGUUCGGUGAACUUGCGCAUAGACCGCUUCUUGUCGAUCUUACCAUAGAAGAAGGCACGAGAUUGAAAGUUAUUUACGGCAGCGCUGAUGGUUUCCAUGCUGUUGAUUUGGAUUCCGCUACGGUUUAUGACAUUUAUUUGCCAAAACACACCCAAGGACCUAUUUGUCCACAUUGUAUCGUCGCAUUACCAAAUAGCAAUGGCAUGCAGUUAUUAUUAUGUUAUGAUAACGAAGGUGUGUAUGUUAACACUUACGGCAGAGUUUCCAAAACAAUGGUCCUUCAGUGGGGUGAAAUGCCCACGAGUGUUGCCUACAUAGGUACAGGACAAAUAAUGGGCUGGGGUAAUAAGGCGAUUGAGAUUAGAAGCGUCGAAAGUGGACACCUUGAUGGUGUAUUUAUGCACAAGAAAGCUCAACGGCUCAAGUUCCUUUGCGAGCGUAAUGAUAAGGUAUUUUUUUCGUCAGCAAAAGGUGGAAGUUCGUGUCAAAUUUACUUCAUGACAUUAAAUAAGCCUGGCAUGGCUAACUGGUGAUCCCGAAUGAGGCCAAAUCUGGCCCUAAAAUUGUCAACGCGUAUAACGACACAAAAUUUACCUCAUGCAUCAGGAUCUGCAUUUUCGAUAUUCAUAUUCAUACGUUUUUCACUGCCAAGACUAAACAACGCCAUUCAAAACAAAAAAUAUUUGCAGAAUAAUCAACAUCAUAGUAAUAUGUAUCAUUCUCAACUUUAUUACAAUCGUCGUUGUCAUCAACGUCAUCAUCGUCGUUAUCGUUAUCAUCAUCGCCACCGACACCGGCAGCGUCACCAUCACCAUCAUCGUCAUUAUCAUCGUCAUUAUCAUUACCAACCUCAACAUCGUCAGCGUCAUCGUCAUUGUUGUUGUCGUCAUCGUCGUCGUCGCCGUCGUCGUCGCCGCCGUCGUCGUCGUCA
This is a messenger RNA of Nomia melanderi (Alkali bee), 4651 nucleotides long. It is a transcript of the gene msn, whose product is annotated as serine/threonine-protein kinase msn. Gene Ontology annotation, biological process: protein phosphorylation. The record is from RefSeq and is a predicted model, not a curated record. Gene Ontology annotation, cellular component: cytosol. Gene Ontology annotation, molecular function: ATP binding; protein kinase activity. Lineage: Eukaryota; Metazoa; Arthropoda; Insecta; Hymenoptera; Halictidae.